Messenger RNA from Lotus japonicus, 2085 nucleotides. RefSeq names its product probable pinoresinol-lariciresinol reductase 3. Gene Ontology annotation, molecular function: oxidoreductase activity. The coding region runs from base 140 to 1072 and encodes 310 amino acids. The transcript has 4 exons. NCBI's taxonomy places the organism in Eukaryota, Viridiplantae, Streptophyta, Magnoliopsida, Fabales, Fabaceae. The record is from RefSeq and is a predicted model, not a curated record.
CAUCUCAAUUCUCAAUGCAUAACUGUACAGUACUAUCCUUGAAUUUGAAGUAUAUAGAACUCACUCAACCUAGGGGUUGAGAAUUAAUAACUGAGAUUGAGAGCUGAAAGCCCAGAGUAGUGUUUGUGUUUGUUAUCAAAUGGAGGAGAAGAGCAAAAUCUUGAUAAUUGGGGCAACUGGAUUCCUAGGUUACAAUCUAGCAGAGACAAGCCUCAAAUUUGGUCACCCCACAUUUGCUCUUGUUAGAGACUCUGCAUUUUCUGACCCCAUCAAAUCCCAAAAGCUUCAAUUCCUUUCCCAUGCCGGAGCCACCCUUCUCAAAGGUUCGCUUCAAGACGAAGCUAGCAUUGUUGAUGCUGUCAAGUUAGUAGAUGUCGUCAUUUGUGCUGUUUCGUCUAAACAGACUCUUGAUCAAAAACUUCUCAUCAGGGUUAUCAAACAACUGGGCACUAUCAAGAGGUUCGUCCCAUCUGAAUUUGGAUCAGAUCCUAUCAAGGCUCGAGUAACUGAGCUUGAUGAUGGCUAUAAUUUCUAUGCACCCAAAAUUGAAAUUCGGCGGCUCGUGGAGGCUGAAGGCAUUCCAUAUACUUAUAUCUCGUGCAAUUUCUUCAUGAAGGUUUUGCUUCCUUCUCUUGCUCAACCAGGCUUAGAAGCUCCUCCACGUGAUAAGGUCACCAUAUUUGGUGAUGGGAAUACCAAAGCUGUUUUUAUGAAGGAAAGUGAUGUUGCUGCCUUCACUAUCAGUGCAGUUGACGACCCCCGUACGUUAAAUAAAGUGGUGUACUUGAGACCCCCAGGAAAUGUUUAUUCUUUGAAUGAGCUGGUUGAGAUGUGGGAGACUAAGAUUGGGAAGAAGCUUGAGAAAUUGCAUGUCUUAGAAGAAGAGCUGCUCACGAAAAUCAACGGAACUUCUUUCCCUUCCAACUCCAAAAUGCUUUUUAUAUAUUCUGCUUUCAUCAAGGGAGAUCACACAUACUUUGAUAUUGAGUCAUCCUCUGGUGUGAAUGGUACAGAACUGUAUCCGCAACUGAAAUAUACCACUGUCAGUGAAUUCUUAGACACACUAAUUUAGACUUUGUUUAGGAUAUUGGGAAAGUGCGCAUUGCACAUAUUUAUGUUGAAAACUUCCAUUUUCUCCUUGGUAUGUUUAUAUUUCUAAACUCAGCUCAAGAAUGUUUACUGUGAUGAACAAAUAAAAAAUGCAUGUUCUUGCUGGCUUCACCAUUUCGAUUCCUUGCAAUUUGCAAGGAGUUACUGGCACCAAAUUCAGCAAUAGACUCACAUUGUAGUAUUGUACAGUGUGGAAGGAUUUCAGCUAGCAGUUUUUGUUUUCUACACUUUGACUGCUGAGAUCCAUGUGUUGAACUGCACCCGCCAGCGAGUCAAAUUACUGUUAAAGAAAGGAGUUCUGUCUAAGCAAUCGCUGUCACGGCCUCACGGGACGUCCCAGGAAACCGCCACCAGGUGAACCUUUUUUAGAUCUAGAGUUCUCCCCUCUUCUUGUUCUUUCUCACUCAUACUCUAACAAGGUCAAUUGGUGUUCAUUGUGUGAAAUUGUCUUGUGAGCUUCCGGUUGGCCUUUCAUAGUUUUCUAUGGGUUUGUGUUUCCAAACUCCUAUUUUGAUUCAUGCUUAACAUUUCAUGUGAUGUCAUUGUUCUGUUAUUGUAAUUUUUUUUUUUGAAAAUGUUAUUAUAAUAUGAAUAUGACUUGGGUUUUGACAUUUUAUAUUGCCUAGUGUUUCUUUUUGCUUUCGGUAUUGGAAUAUUGAAAGGUAGAGGAGAAGAAAAAUUAGAGAUGACAGUAAAAAAGGUUAUAGUUAAAAAAUACAAAUCAAGUUCAUGCUUUUAGAAUUUUAGUACUGGUGGUCACUUUCUUUUAGUUUUGACAGACAAUUUGUAAGGUUUGAAUAAAGCUCUUUCAAAUUUAGUGUCUUUCUAGAAAGUUAAAAGUAGGAGCCGACAAACACUUUGAUUUCAUUGCUUGAAUAUUGUGCUUGCUGUUUGAUUAUAUUAAUUGAUGCCAUUUUAUAGUGAGCUAAUAUGGAUAACAAACUAAUUCAAAUUGGCAACCAUGACCAUAUUACA